AUGUCGAACUAUCUCAUCACAGGAGCGUCUCGCGGUCUUGGCCUCGAACUUGUCCGGCAGUUCUCCGCCUUGCCAGAGGAGCAAGUGCGGACGAUUAUUGCUAUUACUCGCAGCGCCAAUGCUCCUGGGUUGGAGAAAUUGAUAGCCGAAUCUCAAGGGCGAGUCGUCAAUAUAGUUAUUACAGACAUUACCGACGAGUCCGUCGUGAAAUCAGCCUUGCCCGAGAUUGAGCGACAGCUGCCCGGCGGAGUCCUGGAUGUCCUCAUCAACAACGCAGGAGUAAUGCCAAUCUCGGCGGGGACCAUGGAAGCCGUCAGCAACUCACAGUUGCAGGACGUCUUCCGGACCAACGUCGGCAGCGUGCAAGCAAUGACAUCAGUCCUUCUUCCCCUGUUGACGCGCGGAAACACCAAGAAGGUCAUCAACAUUUCCACUUCCAUGGGUUCCAUUGCGUUGGUCAACAACUAUGCAUUCGCUCCUACUCACGCGUACAAAAUCACCAAGGCGGCAUUGAAUAUGUUGAAUGCGCAAUAUGCCCUGGACUUUUCCAGCCAGGGUUUUACGUUCUUGGCAGUCUCACCUGGGUGGCUCAAAACCGAUAUGGGAAGCGAACGGGCUGACCUGGAAGUUUCGGUCGGCGCCGAAAGUGUGAAGAGCUGGAUCCUCAAGGCAGACAAGACUUACAAUGGAAAGGCCGUGAACAUCCAUGUUCCUGGGUGGGAGAAUGCCGAGGGACCGAACAAGUAUGAUGGCAAAGAGAUUCCGUGGUGA
Diaporthe batatas is the source of this 771-nucleotide messenger RNA. RefSeq lists its product as uncharacterized. NCBI's taxonomy places the organism in Eukaryota, Fungi, Ascomycota, Sordariomycetes, Diaporthales, Diaporthaceae. Gene Ontology annotation, molecular function: oxidoreductase activity, acting on the CH-OH group of donors, NAD or NADP as acceptor. Bases 1 to 771 code for a protein of 256 amino acids. The transcript is spliced from 3 exons. The record is from RefSeq and is a predicted model, not a curated record.